Molecule: messenger RNA, 1927 nt
Organism: Erinaceus europaeus (western European hedgehog)
Lineage: Eukaryota; Metazoa; Chordata; Mammalia; Eulipotyphla; Erinaceidae
Gene: BANP
Product: BTG3 associated nuclear protein
Exons: 10
Coding region: 141-1352 (403 amino acids)
Biological process (GO): protein localization to nucleus; negative regulation of protein catabolic process
Molecular function (GO): DNA binding
Source: RefSeq, a predicted model, not a curated record
UGUAUUCCAUUAACCAGACAAUAUGCUUGCGAUUGGAUAGCAUUGAAGCCAAGCUGCAGGCCCUGGAGGCAACUUGUAAAUCGCUGGAAGAGAAACUGGACUUGGUCACAAACAAGCAGCACAGCCCUAUCCAAGUCCCCAUGGUGGCAGGCUCUCCCCUGGGCGCAACACAGACCUGCAACAAAGUACGAUGCGUCGUCCCCCAGACUACAGUAAUACUCAACAAUGAUCGGCAGAACGCCAUUGUAGCCAAGAUGGAAGACCCCUUGUGCAACAGGGCACCGGAUUCCCUGGAAAAUAUCAUUAGCAACGCGGUUCCCGGGCGGCGGCAGAACACCAUCGUGGUGAAGGUGCCAGGCCAGGAGGACAGCCACAAUGAGGAUGGGGAGAGCGGGUCUGAGGCCAGCGACUCUGUCUCCAACUGCGGGCAGGCGGGCAGCCAGAGCAUUGGGAACAACGUCACCCUCAUCACCCUCAACUCAGAAGAGGACUACCCCAAUGGCACGUGGCUAGGGGAUGAGAAUAACCCCGAGAUGCGAGUACGCUGUGCCAUCAUCCCAUCCGACAUGCUCCACAUCAGCACCAACUGCCGCACGGCUGAGAAGAUGGCGCUCACAUUGCUCGACUACCUCUUCCACCGGGAGGUGCAGGCUGUGUCCAACCUCUCCGGCCAGGGAAAGCACGGCAAGAAGCAGCUGGACCCUCUCACCAUUUAUGGGAUUAGGUGUCACCUUUUCUAUAAGUUUGGAAUCACAGAAUCUGACUGGUAUCGGAUCAAGCAGAGCAUUGAUUCCAAGUGCCGGACAGCCUGGCGGCGAAAGCAGCGAGGCCAGAGUCUGGCAGUCAAGAGCUUCUCAAGAAGAACACCAUCUUCAUCAUCGUACAGCACCUCAGAGACCAUGCUAAGCACGCCGCCCCCCGCCCCUGAGUUGCAGCCACAACCACAGCAGGCCCUACACUAUGCACUGGCCAAUGCCCAACAGGUCCAGAUCCACCAGAUUGGAGAAGAUGGCCAGGUCCAAGUAAUCCCACAGGGCCACCUCCACAUAGCCCAGGUGCCGCAGGGGGAACAGGUGCAGAUUACACAGGACAGCGAGGGCAAUCUGCAGAUACACCACGUUGGACAGGAUGGACAGGUGCUGCAGGGAGCCCAGCUUAUUGCCGUGGCCUCUUCAGACCCUACUGCCACCGGGGUGGAUGGUUCCCCCCUCCAGGGCAGCGACAUCCAGGUCCAGUACGUCCAGCUGGCACCAGUGACUGACCACACAGCUGGGGCUCAGACAACUGAGACCCUACAGCCCACCCUGCAGCCUGAAAUGCAGCUGGAACACGGUGCCAUCCAGAUCCAGUGAAUGUGUGGCUGCUGACUGCCAGGACUGCCAGGACCCGAGAUGCUGCCAUGAGCGCUGACCCCGUGGCUGCUCCGUUCCAUGCUGCCUGUCCCCAUGACUUUACACAGGCGUGACGGCACAGGUUCUGUUCAAAUGCAUCAAGAGCCUUGUCCACGGGGCCCCAAGUCUCAGUCAAUUGAAAGAAGAUAGAAACAGCGCGCCUCCACCAGGGCACCCCCUUCUUGAGUCAUCCUGGGGGCGUCUAGGAAGAAUGGGUAGGCACUUAGCGUGCUGUGUGUCAAGUACACACAGAAAAUCAAGAACUACAAUAUUUUUCUCUGUUUAAACAGCUUUUUUUAAUUUGCUAUGGUGUUUAUAACAAAAAACAAAAAAAAAAAAAAGAAAACUGAAAAAACACAAAGUGGAGUGGCCGAAGCCUUUUGCUGUGAGCUCUGUUCAGUGUAAUGAAAAUAGGUAUUUGCAAAGACAGCUAAUGAUUUUGAUGGAAAUACUGCUUACCUACUUUUCUAGGGGGGAAAUGCCCUCAACACUGUAAUUAUGCAUUUCUAAUGAAAUAAAGUGUAUUUAUGACCACA